Molecule: messenger RNA, 363 nt
Organism: Caenorhabditis elegans
Lineage: Eukaryota; Metazoa; Nematoda; Chromadorea; Rhabditida; Rhabditidae
Gene: Y102A5C.27
Exons: 2
Coding region: 1-363 (120 amino acids)
Source: RefSeq, marked reviewed
AUGAAGCUUCUCCUUAUUAUCUUAUUAUCAUUUGUGUUAGUUGUGUACUCAUGCCAUCCAUCGGGACUACACUCCAAGCCGUUCAAGCCAAUAACCUCAACACCGACCACUUCGGCACCUGCGGCACUUUCGACAACUCCAGAGCCCCAGUCACCAGUCACAGAAGCACCUAUCACAACGACCACAAUUACCACUACAACAACAACUACCGAAUCCAGUCCAGAAUUGGAUUGUGAUCCAUCUGCUAUAUGUGAUUUUGAAGCGAUAGAUCCUAUGCUGGAAAGUCCCUAUGGAUUCUUUAUAAGGAAACUGCUGCAAACAAUGAUGGAUGUUCACAGAAAAAAAUUGAAUGUUCAUAUCUAA